Heterostelium album PN500 is the source of this 876-nucleotide messenger RNA. It is a transcript of the gene rpl7, whose product is annotated as uL30 family ribosomal protein. Gene Ontology annotation, biological process: maturation of LSU-rRNA from tricistronic rRNA transcript (SSU-rRNA, 5.8S rRNA, LSU-rRNA). Gene Ontology annotation, cellular component: cytosolic large ribosomal subunit. The transcript is spliced from 5 exons. The coding region runs from base 1 to 876 and encodes 291 amino acids. The record is from RefSeq and is a predicted model, not a curated record. Gene Ontology annotation, molecular function: RNA binding; structural constituent of ribosome. NCBI's taxonomy places the organism in Eukaryota, Evosea, Eumycetozoa, Acytosteliales, Acytosteliaceae.
AUGAAAAAAAAUCCACUAAUCAUCUAUCAAUCAUUAUCAAGAUUUCAAAUUUAUAAUAUCAAUUAUGAUAUUAUAUAUUCUUUAUUAAUUUUAAAAGGUCUUGUUAAAAUCAUAUCAUACCACAUAAAGCUAUAUAUUACCCUCAACAAUCACACUUUAGCUACCCCAGUUCCAGAGUCAAUCUUAAAGAAGAGAGCCACCACUCAAAAGAAGGCCAUCGACCAAGUCAAGGUCCAACGUGCCUUGAAGUUGAGAAACUCUCGUUUGAGAUCCAAGUACUUCCAACGUGCCGAAAAGUACGUCCGUGAGUACAGAAUGGCCGAGCGUGAGCAAAUCCGUUUGCAACGUGUCGCCAAGAACACCGGUGUCUUCUACGUCCCACCAGAAGCCAAGGUUGCCUUUGUCAUCCGUAUCCGUGGUAUCAACGGUGUCUCACCAAAGCCAAGAAAGAUCUUGCAGUUGUUGCGUUUGUUGCAAUUGAACAACGGUGUCUUUGUCAAGUUGAACAAGGCUACCAUCAACAUGUUGAAGUUGGUCGAACCAUACGUCGCCUACGGUUAUCCAAACUUGAAGACCGUCAAGGAAUUGAUCUACAAGAGAGGUUAUGCCAAGAUCAACGGUCAACGUAUCCCAAUCACUUCCAAUGACAUCAUCGAGAAGCACCUCGGUCGUUACGGACACUUGUGCGUUGAAGACAUUGUCCACGAAAUCUUCACCUGCGGUAAGAACUUCCGUGAAGUCAACAGAUUCCUCUGGCCAUUCAAGCUUAACUGCCCACGUGGAGGUUUCAACCAUAAGAAGAUCCAUUUCCUUGAGGGAGGUGAUUCCGGUAACCGUGAAAACUUCAUCAACGGAUUGGUCAGAAAGAUGAACUAA